UUGAUCGGAAGAUUUCAAAGCUCGUUACCUCCUGUUACUUUUUCCUGCUUAAUUUCCCUCACUUUUAGCCUAAAUAAUUUUUUUAGUAUUUUACGUCAAGGUAUUGGAAUGCCUAUAGGAAGAGAUGUUUUGCCUCGUCACCGGGAUUUAAUAAAUGAAUUAAUGAGAUUUUUACAUGAGGAUGAAGUCGCUUUACUUCCUUCAAUUUUGCAUGAAAUGUUUCAGAAUGGUUUUGCUUUGGAAACUCUUCAAAUGAAUUUAAAUGAUUCUUCAACUGGAGGAUGUUAUAAAGUUUUGUUGGUUACAUAUAUAAGCAAUUCAUGGGAAUUAGUAAGAACGGUUAUUAAAUUUUAUCCAAUAUCUGAUGCAAUAAUUACUGGAGAUUCUUGUAUUAAACCAUUGAGACAACUUGUUACUCAAUUUGUUGACAAAGGAAAGGAAAAACAAAAAAAUUUAUUGGAAAAGUUUCAUAUAGUCUCUGAAUUUGAACAAAUGGAGGAUGAAGACGACGAUGCUGAUGAGAAUGAAAAGGGAUUGCGCCAUCCCUGUUUAUUAACAUUGUUGGAUUCAGUUGCUGAUCGACUCUUUUCUGAACCUUUGCCAAUUAAAUCAAAUGAUUUUGACGUUAAAAAGUUGGUUAAAGUUCGUGAAUUGCUUCGUUCUUUAAGAGAAUUUGCUGAACAAACGAGACGUUAUAAAGACCUUCGUUCACUUCUCUCGCCUCGUUAUACAUCAAUUAAUGGAAAUUCUCGUUUACUUUUAAUGCUUCAAUUAUCUAGAAGAUGGGUUUCUUCUAUCGAAAAUAUUUCAAAGGUUUUGCAUCAAACAAAAAAUUCUUUAAUUAGAGCACUUUGUGCAAUUCAUUCUGAUAUUUUUGAAGAAAAAAAUGUUACAUUUUUGUGGAGUUAUGUUAGAGUUAUGGAAGCUUUUGAAAUGUCUAUUGUUGAUUUGGAAACUGUGUCAGCAGACAAAACUCCAAAUUCAAAUUUAAUUUUAUUUAUUCUUCUUGGACUAAACAAACGUUUAAAUGUUUUGAAAGAUUCUACAAAACAUUUAAAAAAUUGUGAUUUCGAAACGUUAAAAUCUUUGGCUAAUUUCGCUUUAAAUAAAUUGGAGAAAGAUUUUAAAACUUAUAUUGAUAAAAGAAUGGCUUUAUGUGCUCUUUAUUGUGAUCCAAUGGGGUUAAAUCAUAUUGGAGAUUUGUCUGAUUUUUGUACCAUGGAGGAGGUCAAGAGUGUUGUUUUGGUUGAAUUGGAACAUUUAUUAGAAAAUUCAAAUCUAACAACCUCCCAAACAUCAAUAUCAUUAGAUGGUGUGGUAACAGAAAAUGCUAACAAAAAUGGACAACAACAAAAUAAUUCUUCUUCUCCUUGGUUAAGUUAUACAGAAGAAGCCCAUCAUUAUGAACAAUUAACGAUUGAACAAAUUUUUGAAACACUUGAAAUUAAUGGGGUUGCAGGGAUUAAAAGAGAUCCGAAAAAAUAUAAUCCGUUGGAAUUUUGGAAUGUUUAUGAAGAGAUAUAUCCAUCAAUUGCUCGUUUAGCAAAAAAAUCAUUUGCCACAAAUGCAACAUUAACUGGGGCUGAACAAAUUUCACGUCAAUUAGCUCCAUUAGCUUCUUCCUUAUCAUUUCAAUUUAAAAGUGGAGAAUUAAUAUCUAGAAUGAUUAGAAUUCAUUCAAUUUAUAAAAAUAAAGAAAGUUUAAAACCAAUAAAAAAUAAAAUGUUAAUUUUUGAAAAUCUGAGAAAAAGGCCACCACCACAGCCACAACAACAGAAACAGCCUCAGCAACAACAACAAAAGCAAAAAAACUCUGUUGAACAACAAAAGAAAAAGGAUAAAAAUGUAGAAAUUACAAGAAAAAGAGUAGCAAGUUUUGAAAGAGAAGAAGAAGAGGAAGACGAGGAAGUUGAAGAAGAAGAGAUUGAACAAGAAAAAGUUUUGAAAAAGAAAAGUAAUAAAUCUGAUUCUAAUAUUGCUAUUUAACAAUUUUAUAUUUUUGUUUUUUUUCUGUUUUGCGCGUAAAGUUUAUCCAACCGGAUACAACACUUCAAUAGUGCCAUCUUGAAGUACGGGAACCGACGUCUGACAUGAGAAGUGGCAUCUUUAUGCCCUUUUCUUUUUCUCAAUAUUUUUUUUGUUAAAAAUUUAUGAUGGGUUGUCACACACAAAAAUUAGACGCCUUUCAUCAAACUCCAACCGAGUACAACCUACUCCCCUGAGUGGUACCGACGCCGGCACAGUGUGCUGGUGACAGUCCAACGAUACAACGUACCCCCAGUGAAAGUAGCAAAGCAUACGACCACCGGUUUCUCAAAGGGAGGGAAACGGCGCCUGCGAAAUGGCGUCCAAUAAGUUUGAAUUUUUUCUCUCUUAUAUUUUAUGUUCUUUUUUAUUUUUAAAAACUGUAGAUAGGGUGUAAUUG
Meloidogyne enterolobii is the source of this 2425-nucleotide messenger RNA. The record is from the annotation of a GenBank genome assembly. NCBI's taxonomy places the organism in Eukaryota, Metazoa, Nematoda, Chromadorea, Rhabditida, Meloidogynidae.